Messenger RNA from Xenopus laevis (African clawed frog), 1379 nucleotides. RefSeq names its product nuclear receptor subfamily 0 group B member 2 S homeolog (gene nr0b2.S). The record is from RefSeq and is a predicted model, not a curated record. Gene Ontology annotation, biological process: negative regulation of transcription by RNA polymerase II. The coding region runs from base 148 to 954 and encodes 268 amino acids. Gene Ontology annotation, cellular component: cytoplasm; nucleus. Gene Ontology annotation, molecular function: transcription corepressor activity. Lineage: Eukaryota; Metazoa; Chordata; Amphibia; Anura; Pipidae. The transcript is spliced from 2 exons.
ACAGUCUAGUAGGAAUAAAGUUCAAGGGAAUUUUAGCACACGCAGUCACAUUACUGUUCUGCUUGCUCAGUGUAUAAAAGAUCACAUCACCUACUAGUUUGGCAGAACUGCUGAUUUUCUUUAUGUGGGAGACACUGUAUAUAGGAAAUGGCUUGCAUAUCUGAACAGUUGGGAAAAUGUCACUGUAACAGAGAUCCAGUCAACAGUAUUCUUUUUCAAAUGCUCAACAAAGGGAUUCAUGCAGACACUACCAGCCCAAAUGAGUAUCGCAACCACAUCUGUUCCUUGGUCAGAGAAUGCCCUUGUGAAGACAACAGAAGAGUUUCUCUGAAGAACCCUGAAGUGACUUGCAAGAAAGCAUCAGAAGUACUACUUAAAACUGUCGCAUUCAUUAGAAACGUACCAUCCUUCUAUCAGCUGCCUCAAGAGGAUCAGAUUCUUCUUGUACAGAACUGCUGGGCUCCACUUUUUGCUUUGGGUCUCGCUCAGGAAAGAGUGGAUUUUGAACUACAAGAACAUUCUGUUCCCAGUCUAUUGAAAAAAAUUCUCCUAAAUCAGUAUGUAAAUGUCAGUGACAUCUCACUAAGAUCUGAUAGAGGAGUUCCAUCAAUAGAAGUUCAAAGAAUUCAGCGUUUUUUAUACAAACUGUGGAACUUAGACAUCAGCACAAAGGAAUAUGCCUAUCUCAAAGGGAUGCUUCUGUUCAACCCAGAUAUUAGUGGUAUGACUUUCCCUCACUAUGUUCACACUCUGCAGCUGGAAGCCCAGCACACACUACUGGAAUUCACUUCAAUGAUUCACAGCCAGAGCCUUUCUCGCUUCAACAAUAUGCUCCAAGCAGUCGACACUGUAAAAGAAGUUAACCCCUCAGUUAUCACAAAACUUUUUUUCAGUCCUAUUUCUGGAGAGAUAAAUGUGGAAGAACUGUUGCUGGAAACGUUAUUUAUGAAAUAGAACAUCCUACAGUUGAUAUUAUGUAUAAAUGUCUCCAGAAUUGCAAAAACGACUUAUAUUUUGAGAAAUGGAAGCCCUAAUUACUUCAAUAACUUUCAAUAUCUCUUGAAAGGGAACACUGUAAUGAAAGCUGUCCUUAAUGCUCCUUGAGAGUUUACAUACAGUGAAACAGCACUCCAAGAAUGAUACUGUGACAUCACUCAAUGUGUUAACAAAAUUGCAUUCACAUAGGAAGUAAUGCUUUCUGCACAGUGGGCACAGCUAUCAUAAUUACAUCUUAAUGUUUGUCAUUAUAUACAGACUACAUGAAUGGAAACUAUAAAUAAACUAAAGUGCAAGUGCUCCUUUAUGAAAUGCAGUAUUUCAUGCAUUGGAUUUAUACCAUUUAAAAUCCAUGUUGUUAUUUUCACUAGUUCCUAGUGAGA